Messenger RNA from Hippocampus zosterae (dwarf seahorse), 720 nucleotides. RefSeq names its product phospholipase A and acyltransferase 1-like (gene plaat1l). The transcript has 5 exons. Gene Ontology annotation, cellular component: cytoplasm. NCBI's taxonomy places the organism in Eukaryota, Metazoa, Chordata, Actinopteri, Syngnathiformes, Syngnathidae. Gene Ontology annotation, molecular function: A2-type glycerophospholipase activity; glycerophospholipid phospholipase A1 activity. The record is from RefSeq and is a predicted model, not a curated record. Bases 187 to 654 code for a protein of 155 amino acids. Gene Ontology annotation, biological process: N-acylphosphatidylethanolamine metabolic process.
AUGCAGUGAAGAAGACUCAGCCAUGGAUGUCCCCUACAAACGCCCACAACACGUCGGCUAAGAUGCCAUAAACAAAUGCUGUCCCAUGGCUUGGGUGGUGUUGCCAUGUUGUGAUUGACACAGCCUCACAUUUCCACUUUAACCUGAAAGAGAACACGUGCAGAGUGACGCUGACGGCUUGAAAUCAUGGGCCAGUCUUUACAGAAACGUGACCCAGCCAAUCUGUUCCCUGGAGACAUCGUAGAGUAUCGGAGGAACAAAUACUUCUCCCACUUUGCCAUCUAUUACGGGGAGAGGGAUGGUGUUCGCUACGUGGCUCACCUGACAUCUCGAGACUCUGACUCCAAGCUCCCACUCUUUGGGCGGGCCCUACGUUCCGAAGUCAAAUUAGAUCCCAUGGAGCUGCUGGGGAAUAAGUACAAGGUGAACAACAUGCUGGAUGACUCCUUCCCGGCAAGAGAUUUCCACAGUGUCGUGAAACAGGCUAUCGAUGACAUGAUGGGACAGGAAGUGACCUUUGACAUUUUGUUCCACAACAGCGAGCACCAGGCAACACUCUUUAGAUAUGGAGUGAAAAAGUCAGAGCAGAUUGAGAGAAUCUACAAACACAUCAUGCCUGCGUGGGAGAAGCUGUUUAAGGAGAGGAAGCUGUGAAAAUGCUUCAGCUGUACUUUGUAGUUCAGCAGCAUCAAUAUUGAUAAGAUUAAAAAUGAGCUCUCA